Molecule: messenger RNA, 1343 nt
Organism: Triticum dicoccoides
Lineage: Eukaryota; Viridiplantae; Streptophyta; Magnoliopsida; Poales; Poaceae
Exons: 1
Coding region: 392-1270 (292 amino acids)
Source: RefSeq, a predicted model, not a curated record
GUCCAGGCCACCGACGAAGAGGAGGAGAGACCGGAUACGGUGCGUCGCUGGUGGCUCCGGCGGUUGGACCACGGGCGGCGGCGGCGGCGGUUACGAGUCGAACUCGGAUUGCGUGGUUUCUACGCGACGGGGUUUCGGGGGUCGAUCUAUAUCAGCCGGGCUGCGCACUUUUUCUUCGAUCCGACGAGCAAGCCGCCUCCUUGAUUGAUCACGCGCGAGGUUCUCCCGGCGACCUAACAACCCGGCGACGGCGAGCAAAGAAUCCGGCGAGCUUCUCUCCUUUUUUUCCGAUCAUUUGAAUUUUAGCAUCGCAAUUGUUCUAGUAUUACUUGUUUUGUCUGUGCAAUCACUUGGUCUCUCUGUUCUUUGCUGCGCUCUUUGUUUUGCAGAGAUGGCUAGCCAUGUCGCUGCGACUCUGCCGCCGCUGUUACCUACCCCGGCGCGCUGCCUCCUCCUGACGCCUCCUUCGGCGGUGUACACGGCUCGUGUAGAGCUGGACACCAAGAAGCAGCAGCCUGGACGUGCCUCUAUGAGCCGAAGCUGGAUCAGAGACAAGAUCGACCUUCCCGGACGUGCUUUCCGGAGCUCCAGCUGGCUCACUGACAAGACGCUCCGCCGUGUCGGGACUUUGAACGGCGGCGUCGAGCGCUUCGGCCGCGGGGAGAUGCCGAGGGAGAACUGGAAAAGGCCGGCGAACCGUACGCCAUCAGUCGACCGGUGCGAGAAGAAGCUGAGGCCUCCGACCGAGAUAGUGGCAGCCUCGGAGGCAUCACUCCUCGUCGGCCCGGCGCCGUCAGUCGGCCGGUUCGAGAAGAAGGAGACGCCUAUGACUGAGAUGGUGGCAGACUCGGUGGUGGCAUCCUUCGAUGGCCCUGCUCCGUCGAUCGACCUGUCGGAGAAGAAAGCAGAGCCUACGACUGAGAUGGUGGCAGACUCGGAGGCGACACUCUUUGUUGGUCCUGUGACGUCGGAGAAGAAGCCGACCCCUCCUACCGUGGUGGCACCCUUCGCUGGCCUCGCUCCGUUGAUGGACCGGCCCGAGAAGAAGCCGAAGGCUCUGGCUAAGAUGGAGGUGGACUCGGAGGCAUCCUUGUUCGCUGGCCCGACAUUCAUGGUGUCGCCGGACCCGAGCGAGCUGCCCAUGCCGACCUUCAUCAUGUCGCCGGACCCGAGCGAGCUGCCCAUGCCAACCUUCCUCUAUAAGCACAAGGUGGCUAAAGUGUUAGCUAGACUAGUCGCUCCGAUGCUCAUUGAUCAGCAAGAAGAUUGAAGCCACUUUCAGUAUGUAGUAGCUAGGUGGAGUAUACUGAUCAGCAAGAUUGAAGCUGUUUUCAGUAUGUAAC